This is a messenger RNA of Rattus rattus (black rat), 500 nucleotides long. Its product is annotated as metallothionein-1-like. Lineage: Eukaryota; Metazoa; Chordata; Mammalia; Rodentia; Muridae. Gene Ontology annotation, molecular function: metal ion binding. The transcript is spliced from 2 exons. The record is from RefSeq and is a predicted model, not a curated record. Bases 1 to 345 code for a protein of 114 amino acids.
AUGGAUGCCUUGAAGCUAAGAAUCCAGACUUACCGGGGAAAAAUAAAGAAACCAAUAGAGUUCUGUCAGCUGUAUGAUCAGAAAGUUAGAUCCCGACUUCAGCAGCCUGACUGCCUUCUUGUCGCUUACACCGUUGUUCCAGAUUCACCAGAUCUCGGAAUAGACCCCAACUGCUCCUGCUCCACCGGCGGCUCCUGCACCUGCUCCACCUCCUGUGGCUGCAAGAACUGCAAAUGCACCUCCUGCAAGAAGAGCUGCUGCUCCUGCUGCCCCGUGGGCUGCUCCAAAUGUGCCCAGGGCUGUGUCUGCAAAGGUGCCUCGGACAAGUGCACGUGCUGUGCCUGAAGUGAUGAACAGUGCUGCUGCCCUCAGGUGUAAAUAAUUUCUGGACCAACUUAGAGUCUUGCCGUACAGCUCCACCCAGUUUACUAAACCCCGUUUUCUACCGAGCAUGUGAAUAAUAAAAGCCUGUUUUAUUCUAAAAAAAAAAAUAAAAUAAA